Prinia subflava (tawny-flanked prinia) is the source of this 10450-nucleotide messenger RNA. It is a transcript of the gene TRPC5, whose product is annotated as transient receptor potential cation channel subfamily C member 5. The transcript has 11 exons. Gene Ontology annotation, biological process: calcium ion transmembrane transport; regulation of cytosolic calcium ion concentration. NCBI's taxonomy places the organism in Eukaryota, Metazoa, Chordata, Aves, Passeriformes, Cisticolidae. The record is from RefSeq and is a predicted model, not a curated record. Gene Ontology annotation, cellular component: cation channel complex; plasma membrane. Gene Ontology annotation, molecular function: protein binding; inositol 1,4,5 trisphosphate binding; store-operated calcium channel activity. The coding region runs from base 161 to 3130 and encodes 989 amino acids.
CGCGGAGCCGCGGGGCCGCGGGCAGCGGCGUAGGGACCGGCCGGGCAGCGGGGGCGGAAUGGGGGCGCCCGGCGGAGCGCGGAUGAGCCCCGGGCCCGCGGGCACCCCGGCGGGAACCGCCUGACGGAGCGGCGCGGAGGCUGCCUGGUCACUAUGAACCAUGGCCCAGCUCUACUACAAAAAGGUGAACUUCUCCCCGUACCGAGACCGCAUCCCGCUGCAGAUCGUGCGGGCGGAGGCAGAGCUCUCGUCGGAGGAGAAGGCCUACCUCAGCGCCGUGGAGAAGGGGGACUAUGCCAGCGUGAAGCACGCCUUGCAGGAGGCAGAGAUCUACUACAACAUCAACAUCAACUGCAUGGAUCCCCUGGGGCGCAGCGCCCUCCUGAUAGCCAUAGAGAACGAGAACCUGGAGAUCAUGGAGCUGCUGCUGAGCCACAGCGUCUACGUGGGGGACGCGCUGCUCUACGCCAUUCGCAAGGAGGUGGUGGGAGCUGUGGAGCUGCUGCUCAACUACAGGAAGCCCAGUGGUGAAAAGCAGGUCCCGACGUUGAUGAUGGACACGCAGUUCUCGGAGUUCACCCCGGACAUCACCCCCAUCAUGCUGGCUGCCCACACCAACAACUACGAGAUCAUCAAGCUGCUGGUGCAGCGGCGGGUGACCAUCCCACGGCCACACCAGAUCAGGUGCAACUGCGUGGAGUGCGUCUCCAGCUCCGAGGUGGACAGCCUGAGGCACUCCAGGUCCAGGCUCAACAUCUACAAAGCCUUAGCCAGCCCUUCCCUGAUUGCCUUGUCCAGCGAGGAUCCCAUCCUGACCGCCUUCCGCCUGGGCUGGGAGCUGAAGGAGCUGAGCAAGGUGGAGAACGAGUUCAAGGCUGAGUAUGAGGAGCUCUCGCAGCAGUGCAAGCGUUUUGCCAAGGACCUUUUGGAUCAAGCACGGAGCUCCCGGGAGCUGGAGAUCAUCCUCAACCACAGGGACGAUCAGAGCGAGGAGCUGGACCCCCAGAAAUGCCACGAUCUGGCAAAGCUGAAGGUAGCAAUAAAGUAUCACCAGAAAGAGUUUGUUGCUCAGCCCAAUUGCCAGCAGCUGCUGGCGACGCUGUGGUACGACGGCUUCCCGGGAUGGAGGCGGAAACACUGGGCAGUGAAACUCCUCACCUGUGUCACCAUCGGGCUGCUCUUCCCCGUGCUGUCCGUGGCCUACCUGAUUGCACCCAAGAGCAGGCUGGGACUGUUCAUUAAAAAGCCAUUUAUCAAGUUUAUCUGCCACACCGGCUCUUACCUGACCUUCCUGUUCAUGCUCCUGCUGGCGUCGCAGCACAUCGUCAGGACAGACCUCCACAUGCAGGGGCCGCCUCCCACCAUCGUGGAGUGGAUGAUCCUGCCCUGGGUUCUAGGUUUCAUCUGGGGAGAAAUCAAGGAAAUGUGGGAUGGUGGAUUCAAUGAGUACGUACAUGACUGGUGGAAUCUGAUGGAUUUUGCAAUGAACUCCCUCUAUCUUGCAACUAUCUCCCUUAAAAUUGUUGCCUAUGUCAAGUACAGCGGCUCCCGCCCGCGGGAGGAGUGGGAGAUGUGGCACCCGACGCUCAUCGCCGAGGCUCUCUUUGCAAUAUCCAACAUCCUCAGCUCCCUGCGCCUCAUCUCCCUCUUCACAGCCAACUCCCACCUGGGGCCCCUGCAGAUCUCUCUGGGACGCAUGCUGCUGGACAUCCUCAAGUUCCUUUUUAUCUACUGCCUGGUGCUUCUGGCUUUUGCCAAUGGACUGAACCAGCUUUAUUUUUAUUACGAGACCAGUGCCUCGGAGGAACCCAACAACUGCAAGGGGAUCCGAUGUGAGAAACAGAACAAUGCCUUCUCCACACUUUUCGAGACUCUCCAGUCACUCUUCUGGUCUGUGUUCGGGCUGCUGAACCUCUACGUCACCAACGUGAAAGCCAGACACGAGUUCACAGAAUUUGUUGGGGCCACGAUGUUUGGGACCUACAACGUCAUCUCCCUCGUUGUGCUGCUGAACAUGCUCAUAGCCAUGAUGAACAACUCCUACCAGCUCAUUGCUGACCACGCGGACAUCGAGUGGAAGUUUGCGCGCACGAAGCUCUGGAUGAGUUACUUCGACGAAGGCGCCACUCUGCCCCCUCCUUUCAACAUCGUGCCCAGCCCCAAGUCAGUCUGGUACCUCUGCAAGUGGAUCCACAACCAGCUGUGCCCAGGUGACGACUCUGACAACGAACAGAAGAGGCACGAAAACCUCAAAACCUUCACGGAACGACACGCUGACAACCUGAUUCAAAAUCAACACUACCAGGAAGUGAUAAGAAAUCUUGUGAAAAGGUACGUCGCUGCAAUGAUAAGAACUUCCAAAACCAACGAAGGUUUAACUGAAGAGAACUUCAAGGAACUAAAACAGGACAUCUCCAGUUUUCGCUAUGAAGUUCUUGACCUCUUAGGCAACAGGAAGCCCCAGAGGAGAAGUUACUCUACCAGCAGCACAGAGGUGUCCCAGAAGGACGAGACAAACGAGGACGGUGCUGGUGAAAAACCCAGAGCCAAGAGCGUGUCUUUCAAUGUAGCCAACAAAAAAAAGGACUUCAACGUGUCUGCUCUGAUCAAAACCAUGUCUGGGAUCAACAUGGUGGAAGAGAAGCCGAAAAGCAACGGGAUCAGCAAGCGCUCCUUCGUGCGGAACGGGAACAGGGUCCAGAGACUGUCCAGCUCCAAGAAGGAAUCCUUCAAGAGGCUGGGGCUGCUCUUCUCCAAGAUGAACGGGCACGUGCCCGAGCCCAGCUCAGAGCCCAUGUACACCAUCUCAGACGGCAUCAUCCAGCCACACUACAUGUGGAAAGACAUUCGGUAUUCUCCCAUGGACAGAGAGAGAGAAGAGAAUUGUUCCAAAAGUGAAAUUAACCUCAAUGAGGUGGCCUACAGCGGGAACACGAGACUGACGGGACAGAGCAAGGAGUGCCCCGUGGUUUGUACCAGCUCCCUUCACUGUGCUUCCAGUAUUUGUUCCUCUAACUCCAAACUUAUAGACUCGUCAGAGGAUGUGUUUGACUCCUGGGGAGAGGCCUGUGACUUGUUUAUAAACCAGUGGAAAGACGGGCAGGAGGAUCAUGUUACCACUCGGCUCUGAGCAAAGCUCUCUUAACUCUCACUGGAAAGCUCAGCCAAGCACUGGUAAUUGUUUGCUCUCAUCUGGUUCAGCAUCACUGUUUCCUUUCUGUCCACAGGUGAAAAAAAAAGUGUAAACCUACUUAUGUUAUAGCCUGUUUUAUAGCCAUCUGCACCUUUUUUUAAUUUACUUUUUUUUACACUCACUAAUACUAAACUAAUGGUUUCACCAUUUAUAAGGUUGCCAUAAACCACAGGAAUCCCUUUGGAUGCAGUCUUAGUCUCCAAACCCCACAGACUUCAGGCAAGCAGGUGGCUGAGGAGAGGAUUUCUCCAGUGCUCCCAUCAUCAUCCCACCCCAGCUGGGUUCAGUGCUGCUGUCCAACACCCCUGGCUCUGCAUCCUGCUCAGUUCUCCUCAUCAACACAGACAGCUGUUGAGCAGGAGGCUGAGAAUCACACUGAAAAUAUAUUUUUAAAGGGUUUCAACCUAUAACUGGGGUUUUUUGUUUGUUUCCUUUAAGCAAUAUGACUUCUGAUUCUUUUGGCUGUGCUUGUUUUUUCAGGCCAUUCUAUUAAUAUUGUAAAUUAUUGCUGAAUAUGAGACCCCUUUGAUCAUCUACCUGGAACAUGUUUUUGUUGCUGACGUAUUGGUUUAUUUACCUAAUUUCCCAUUUGGGGAGCAGAAGGACUUUCCAAUUAGGCUGACACUGGGAGCCAGCACCUGGCCUUGCCUCCAACUCCUGUGUAGAUGAAACAAAAAGAAAACCCAAAACAACCCUGCCUGCUUGAAAUACAAACCUCAGAGUGGUUUCCACCAGGCUGAACCAAAACCCAGCCCUAAGCCUGGCCCUUAUUUUGCAAUUCCUAAUUUUACUUCCAGCGCUGCAUUUAUUUUUUGCUGCCUCUCUGAUGGGUGUCAGGCUUCAUCGGGGGGAAAUGCAUCUCCUGAGGGAGAGCAUCUUCCCUGGGCCCCUGAGUGCAGGUCUGAGAAGCAGCACCAGCCCUGUGGAACAGCUCUGAGGUGCAACAAAAAGGAGCGUGGCACCAGGUGGUUUCUUUUCUUUUCUUUUCUUUUCUUUUCUUUUCUUUUCUUUUCUUUUCUUUUCUUUUCUUUUCUUUUCUUUUCUUUUCUUUUCUUUUCUUUUCUUUUCUUUUCUUUUCUUUUCUUUUCUUUUCUUUUCUUUUCUUUUCUUUUCUUUUCUUUUCUUUUCUUUUCUUUUCUUUUCUUUUCUUUCCCCAGCUGUGGGAGUGUCUGGACAGGGCUUAGCACUGUCACUGCUGCUGUCCCAAGGAGCAUCAGAGGGGGGAAAAACACAACCCCUUAAAGGGAAAGAUGGUUGAAUUCUUAGCAAGGAUUUUUAGGGGGUUUUAUUUUAAUUUUUUUUAACAAUGGGAUGCUUGAACUUUCUUCUGCAGUGUUGCUAAGAAACACAGAUGGAUGAUUGGCACACAGCACCACCUCAGAGCUGCUCUUGGUGCAGCCCAGGAGCUGGGGAAUGGCUUCACUGCUGCCCUCCUGCAGGGCUCUGCUCCCGGGAGGGGCUGUGGGAGCUCCUGCAUUUCCCCAGGGUGCUGCCAGCAACCACCUCACCCGGGAACUGGGGUGGGAAUUCCCUCUGGAGAAACACAACGCUGGAAAAAUCCACUGCCACUGCAGCGGGUCAGAUUUCAGCAGGGCAGCACCCAGGGUCAGGGGCAGAGGGAUGAGAGAUGCUGGAACACCUGCAGCUGGAUGCUCUGCCCCAGUUUUAAACCUGGCUCCCUCCUCUUGAGAGGGAAAACUCCUCUUGUGGUUUUUUUUUUUUCCUUUGGGCAUUUGUGCAGCUUCACCCAGAAGAUGGAAUGCAGAGAGAAAUGCGAGUGCUGCUGGGGCAGAGCUGAGGUGGCAACACCCUGAACCCAUGGAAGUGCUCAGGGCAGACCUCUGUGGCCCCUGGUGUUGAGAUAAAUCAGCAGCAAGGAGCAGAGGCUCAAAAACGUUUCUGUGUUCCUUGCUUAUACUGACAGCAGUCUCGUUAAACCCCAAAUAUUUAAGCCUCUGGAUGUGUUAGUUAAGGCAGAGUGAAAGGCAUUUUUUGUAUCAACAGAUUUCAGGCUUUCACACUAAUUGCAGGGUUAGAGUUGUCUUUGAAAACUGCAUUUCCUCUUCCCUCAUGGAAGGCUGAGCACACUGACAUUGGUGGCACACGAGGAGAUUUGCAAAACCCGAGGUGGGGAGAAAUCUGUGAUCACUCCACGAGGAAAUUGGGCACCCCUGGGUGGAGGAGCAAAUCCAGGGGCAGGGAGAGCCCCAGCCAGAACCUACCAAGGCAGCCCCACAGGCCAAGAAACCAAACCUGAGCACGUUUCUGCAAAGAUAAACCUUAGUAGGAGCUAAACAUGACAGGGGGUGGAUUGGGAGCCUUUGGUGCCUCACCCCACUGCAGCCUGUGAACUCUGCCUGACGUGGGGCCAGGGAAUCUUUGUGGCAGUUCCCUGGUAAAGCAGGAAGAAUGAAAACAAUUCAAGUACAGUUAUGCAGAUCACACCAACUGGGCUUGAAACUGGGCCAGAAACUGGGUUUAUAUCCUUGGACAGAGGAAAGGCUUUGAAGUGCUCAGUGAGGACAAGCACAGAGCCACUCACGCGGUGUCACCCCAGUGCACUCCCAGGUACAAACAGCACAAAGGAACAGAAUUAACUCUGCAGUGCUGCCCCCAAAAAACCCAAAUCCCUUCCCUGCAGACUGUGUGAGUCACGUUCCCCUGCUGUGCCCUGGAAGGUGGGAUAACAGAUCUGCAAUAUCCCUGGCAGUGGGUACAGAUCUGCAACCCCCAGUGCUGUGCUGAAGGGGGAGAUGCUUCACGUGGCUCCCCUGGGCUUUGUCUCAUGACUGAGAUCCUUCCUUGCUCCCAGCUACGAGAGUCUGAGCUGACUUUGGAAUUCAGCACAAAUAUUUGAUUUGGCUCUGAUUAAUACACGUGUCCAGGAGUUUGCAGAACUCAAAUUGGUCCCCCAAAAGGCAAAAUUCUCUUUGAUUGCAUCUAUGCAUCCCUGUUGAUAGCAAUAGACUUUGGAGCAGCUGGUGAAUUAUUAUUAUGCUAAAACAGGAGCUUCAGGGGAGCAAAACUGAAGUAGCUUCUGAAAAAUACAUUUGAUUAAAAAAAAAAACCACCACAAAAAGCCCAGGUUUCGCUGAAUUCACUUGCAGCACAGUAUUUGGGACUUCACCAGUAUUUUUCUGCUUUCAGUUGCUCAAAAAAGAAAAGGUGUUUUAGUGAAAGUUCUUUCCUUCAGAGGAAUCAGUGAAUGACCCCUGUGCUGUCUCUGCAAGGGCCAGGGUAGGAGCUGAUGGAACACUUGAGUUUCUCCUGUGAGGAGUUAAACUUCCCUUGGCUCAGCUGGUUCACACCCAGCCUUUAUUCUGUGGGCUUCGAGAAGGAUCCUUGUGUACAUGCAAGGAGUUUGGAGUUAGGAAUAACAGAGAUCUCAACCAUUUGCCCUUUCUUAGGUUUCUUGCUCUUGGAGUUACAUUUUUUUUCUCACCUCCCAUCCCGGUGUCAUUUUCACCUGGCUUUUUAAAGCAGCACACCUGCAGAUGGAAUUCUGGAAUGGUUUGGGCUGGAAGGGACAUUAAAGUUCUUGUUCCAACCCCCCUGCCUGGGCAGGGACACCUUCCACCAGGCCAGGUUGCUCCAAGCGCUGUCCUUGGACACUUCCAGGGAUGGGGCAUCAUCACCAAUUAAAAAAUUAACAAAUAACACCCAGGGUUAAGAAUUUAAUAGAGCUGGGAGGUGUUUGUACUCAGGUCAGAGAUAACCUAAAUUGCUUCAGAGACAAGAAAUUAACUGAAUUACCUGUGCAGGUUAUUUGGAUAACUGCAUUUGUACAUGGCUCACUUGCUGGUAAAUAUGUAAAUAUUCCCGUGUUUGUAGCUGUGUCCCCUCAGAGGAAGCAUGGGCAGUGUCAGAGCCAGGAGGGAGCUCAGCUCCAUCCCUGCUCUCCUCUGCCUCCCCCGUGACCUUGGGCAAGUCACCCAGCCUCUGGAAUGCCUCAGUUUCCCCAUCUGUAAAAUAGGGAUAAUAAUACUCACCUACCUCGCAGGGGGGGUUAGUUCUUUAUUUAUAAGCACUUUCGAAUUUAAAGGCGCUAUAUACAGUACGUAGUUAAGGUUGGUAGCAGUAGUAUGUACUUUUAUUUUCUUACAACUAAUUCAGGUUAGGAUUGAGCUGUAUGUCUGUUAUGAUAUUUUUCCAUGUAGGAAACUCCCGUGGUUUCCCCAUGAAGGGAAUUUAGGGGACUUCUGCAGCAGACAGAGAGCAGGAGCAGCAGAACCCUGGAAGCCUAAAUUCUGACACCUUUGCUUUUGUGAUUUACGCCUCACCUUCCUGUACUUGUGUUCCAUCCCUUUCCCGACAGCCCGUGUAAGAUGAUUUUUAGCAGAAACAGCCACUGUAAAUAUGAAGAGUAUUUAAAUAACUACAUUAAUGUAUGAAUAGAAACCCUUACCUUUUAAAGAGGAGACAAUUGGUCGGUACAACAGGAUUCCAAGCAUGGGGGAGCUCCACCGGGGUAGGGCUGUAGGAAAAUCUCACAUCAUCACCUGUGUAAUAAUCACCUUUCACCCCAUCCCUGGCAGGGAGCUCCCCUGGAUGUCACAGGAGGGCAGAGGAGGCUGUGACUGGAGCAGGGCAGCCCUGCUGCCUCUUCUGCCCCAGGAGAGGAGGGGAAGGCAGCCCCAGACACCCACCCAGGCAGCAGAGUGUGGCUGCUGGGGGAGCCUGGAGAGCUGGAGAGGGUCCCCUGCACCCCUGGGAGGGGGCUCCUGCCCCACAUUUCCCUGUACAAUGUUCUCCAGUGUUUGCUCCGGAUAAAGGUCUGUGGUUUGAGCAAGAGGAGCUCUAAGAGGGGACUGGCAGGGUCAGGGCACUCUGGGCACUCUGAGCUAUCUGCCAGGGACCUGGAUGUCAUUGACAGGGACAUCUGGACAGUCAGCAACAGUGUCAGCAAGGACCUGAAUCACCUCUGGGUGAUUUUCUAGCAGUGGAAAGCACCCAAGCACUCACUGCUCUCACAGCAUUGCCUGUUUGUCCCGCUUCCCCUCCCUGCCUCGCUUUGGUGUUGCUGCUUUCCUUUUCAAAGGCCCAGAAUCCCAAAGAAAAGCCAAUUUCAGUUAACCAGGAGGGGGUUCAGUGUUGGCUGAACACUGGCUGAGCUCUCCUUUCAGCAGUUAGCUCCUCCUGCAGUGUCCACUCCUGUCCCACAGACAGAGAAUGCUCUGUGCAUCCUCAGAGGCCGAUUCCCAAAGGGUCAGGAGCCCCCUCCCACCUCUGCUGCAACCCCACACACAGAAGGGCAAAAAAAUAACCCCAAACAUCCCAACCACCAGGGCUGCCUCGAGUUAAUGAAAGUUGUUUUUAACUGAGAGCUCCUGGAGGUGUUUUUUGGGGUGGGUGCACUGCAGGGACCUCCUCCUCCCCAGAGGGACUUCCAGCCCCAGCUGAGGGAGGGACAGGGCUGGUCACACCUUCCCAGGUGUGCUGGCAGCACCAGGCACUCUAAUUAACGCCAUGGUAAAAUUAAUUGGAAUCAGCGAGACUGUGGUGGAUAAUAAAUGCACUCUCUGGAGAAGCAUCUGAAAUAAACUGUCCCCCUACAGAAUCUGCAGUUUUCAGUGAAUGAAACAGCUAAAAAGUCACUCCCUUACUGGAUUUUUUUGGAGGAGAUAGAGAAUACUCUGGGCUAGCCACAUCAGUAUAUUUCCUAAACAUUUAUAAUUUGAUUAAAUUUCAUUUGCACGCUUCUUUCCCCAUUUCAGGCCCUUUUUAGAAAAGAGUAAUUUCUAUACUAUUCAUGUAGCUGCCUCUACCCAGACCAACAGCUGCCCUGCAGGCAAUUCAUGACCAAGAACCAUUGUUCUAAAAAGAAAACAUGUUUCAUCUAAAGAAGUACACUUAAAAAGCAAAAGUGUUUGAUCCUUAUCUCCUAAACCUUUGAUAGCAUUCAUUUUGUGCUUCAGGGAAACACUUUGACCUGCUCUGUUUUGGUUUUUUUUAAGGUGUGCAAAGCAAAACGAAACCCCCAACCAGAACAGCAAUAGAGCUCAAAGAACCCACAAUUUUAGACCUAGCUCAUUUUUUCCCUCCAGAAUCCUGGUUUGGGCUGGAAGAGACCUCUGGAGAUCCAGUCCAAGCCAAGGGGGGCUCCUGACAGACCCUUCUCCAUCAAUACCCACCCAGUGCAGACCCCAGGGCAGCCUGUCCCCAUCCCUGCUCUGCAUGGCCCAUUUGGGGGAUUUUUGGGGGGAUUUCUUUUCUUUUCCCAUUGAAAGCAUCCCCACAUCAGCAGCACCUCCUGAGGCAGUGCCCAGGGCUCAGAUGUGCCCCGUGCAGGAGCUGACAGAACACUGUGAUACCUUUUGACUAUAAAUAGUUGUUUUUCAGCCAGGGGGCACUUUUGGGUCUUAGCUAUUUUUCUGGCUAUUGUACAGUUAUUUAAAAACACUAAGGUGUUUAUAAGGCAGGUCUGGGGGUAACAGGGCUAAGGAUUUUGAGAGGCAAAUGACAGUAGCAGAUGCUUAAGUAUUCUCUUUUCUAUAUGGGAGCCCUGGAGACCUGGGCUGACUCUGAAAACAGUUUUUUUAAGCAAUCAAGUUUUAUUGUCAAAUUACAUCUUCAUUAAUAAAAAAAGCAACACCAGAAACAGCCUUCACACCCGAACAUAUUCUAAAAUGCCAUUUUAUUUUGUGGAAUAAAAAAAGGUGAGGCUUUUUUCCACCCUCCCACCCCCUUCUUCUUUAUUUUAGCUUUGCUUAAAAAACUCAAGGGCCUUUUCCAGGCAAAAGAGCUUUUAGAUGUUGUAAGAAUUUUGUGUAUGCAAAGACAGAAUGGGGACCUCAGAAUCUGCCAGUUGAGUGGUAAUAGCCACCCCUGGAGAAAAGGGGGAGAAAAGGGCAAGAGCAAAAAGCAAAAACAGAUGCUUAGUUUUAUGUACUUUUCUACUUGCAUCUCUUCCGUCCAUGUAGUGCAGACUCCAUGUCAGACCCUCAUAUAACCUGUACAAAGUGAAACAAUGUACAUAACAAAUAAAAUUAUUUAUUUUAUGUGUAUUUUUAGCUUAACUGUAAACUGAAAAAAAAAGAAUAAAAAUCAAAAGCAUUUAAUUUUUUUCCCAAAAAUGUAAGCCUAUUGAAAAAAUCAAGGUGUUUCUACCUUUUCAGAUGUAACAUUUCCAGCUGCCUAUUGAUAAUAAACAUUUAUGAACAGCAACAGAUGUGAUAUUUUAGAGUUUUUAAAACAGCAUAGACUUCUUAAGGGCUGUCAGCGGUCAGAGGAGCACUUAAGGGCUUUGAUUCUAUGGAG